AAUGUGGUUUGGAAAUAACGAUGAAAGGAAUAUUGGAGAAGGAUUGAAAUCCAAACCGUUAUGUAAGGCUUAAGCUAAGGACCCGAAAAUGUGUUUCCAGCGCCCGCGAACUGAACCCUCGGCCAACUCUGCUGGAAUGAGGGCAAACACUCCCCCCUCCCCCGGCCGCUGAUUUGGGGACGACUCGCUCACACGUCUCGCAAUUGUGGGACGGGACGGAGGGGAUUUUUACAAAUAAAAGACACAAACGCGAACAUCAGGAUGGCAAGCAUUAAGCGAGCAGAUCGGGUCAGCCUCCCGCCCAGCCCCAGCAGCGCUCCGCCCCGGCAGCAGGUUAUAAGCAAGAGCGGCGUGCGGCGGGGACAGAUCGCCCUGCCGGCCCGCCCCAGCAGCACCAUGCAGCCGCUGCGCUGGUUGUGCCUCCUGCCGCUCCUGGCCGCGGUGACGGCUGCCCCUCGCUGUCCCCCCGGCUGCCACUGCCUCGGUGACCUGUUGCAUGUGGUGUGCGAGAACAAGGGGCUGAGGAAGAUCCCGCGGGUGCCCAGCAAGGUGCGGCUCCUGAGUCUGCAGCAGAACAACUUCCCGAGGUUGACCGCCGGCGGCUUCAGCCCCUUGAAGAGCCUGGUGUCCCUGCACCUCCAGGACUGCCACAUACGGGAGGUGUCGGCCAACGCCUUCCGCGGCCUCAGGAAGCUGGUCUACCUCUACCUGUCCAACAACGAGAUCAGCACCGUGCGCCCCGGCGCCUUCCAGGACCUGGUCCAGCUCACCUACCUCUACAUGGAUCACAACCGCAUCAGCGAGCUGGCCAAGGGGCUGCUGAGCCCGCUGAAGAGCCUCUUCCUGCUGCAGCUCAACAACAACCAGAUGAGCCAGAUCCGGCCCGGCACCUUCGCCGGGGCGCGGGAGCUCCGCUGGCUGCACCUCAGCAACAACGGGCUCUCCUCCAUCCCGCCCGGGGCGCUGGACGACGUGGAGAACCUGGCCACGCUUCACCUGGACGGCAACAAGCUGGGCAGCUACCCGACGGCCGCCCUCAGUAAGCUGAGGGUGGUGGAGGAGCUAAAGCUCUCCUCCAACCCCAUCAGGACCAUCCCCGACAACGCCUUCCGCUCCUUCGGCAGAUACGUCGAGCGCAUCUGGUUGAACAACAUGGGGCUGGAGAGGUUUUCAGAUGGAGCUUUUAAUGGUGUCACUGCCCUCUCAGCCCUCCACCUGAAUGACAACAAAUUACAGUCUCUGCCUCGAAGCCUCACCUUUACCAAGAUGAAGAACAUCACCCUGUCCAACAAUCGAUGGGACUGCACGUGCUCGCUGGCUGCACUCCGAAGAUGGAUGGACACCAGCAGAAACCGGCCAGAGGGAACCUGUGCCUCUCCCAGCCAGUAUCGGGGUCAGCAGAUCCGGGAAACCGCUGCCUUCCAGACCUGUAAAGCACGCGCAAAACGCAACAGGAAGUCUCCGCUCUGAGCAGUAGGUAAUGGGGACGUCCGUCCUGGAGACUGGCUCCUCCACCAACCAUUGCCAACUGCUGACUCCUCACAGCCAAUUCCCACGCACACAGAAGGAAUUUCUCAGUUACCCUUGUGAAUCAGCUACUAAAUUCCUCGUAACUUUGAAGAGCAUAUAAUGGAUUGCAGCUUCAGCUCAGUGAAACCUCCUCACUGUCCAUGUGUGUGUGUCCCUCAACAGACUCGGAGCUUACAGACAGGAAUGGAAACCAAGCAGAUGACACAAAUGGGGCAAAUAGUCUUCUAGCUCGAAGCAUCCUUUUGAUUAGAUACACACAGGCUUUCGUCUAACUAUACAUAUUUAUGUAUACAUACAUGUAGGACAUUCCUCAGUCAAGAUUGUCUUUCUCCUCCCGCCAUCCCUGCCACGUCAGUCAAUCUUCUAUCAGACGCUUCAACAAAAGUCAUACUUUGGAUAAUGAACCCUCCCAGUCCCAAACUCAGCUCUCUCACCUAACAGUACAGUCUCCCGUUUUCACAAACCCUGCCAGUGCUCCCGUCUUAUUUCAGUCUGCCUGCUUUCUUCACCCUUAAACAUGUUGUCACAUUCAGUCACAUGUCUGUGUAGGGAAAAAUUGUUCCAACUGCCCUCCAUCCCAAAUUAACUUGGGUCCUAUGAAAACUCCCUCUACUCUAAGGGCUCCCCUUGUUAGAAGAACCAAAAUGUUGGAUUUGCAAACUGUUUAUGAUCUCUAUAAAGAUAUCAAAUAUAACGGGCAAGAACACGAAGGCCUUGAGGCCUGUACUAAUGCAGCAACCAGAUUGCAAUAUUAUCUCUACUCCUAGGUGGGACUUAUACAGUGAAAGAGUAAGGGGGAAGGACGGACUUCAGGGAGGCAUUGUAUGUGCAGACAGGCAGAGUCGGGUGGCCCUGGAGAGAUCUUGCACAAAAUGAAUCCACAGAGCUUGCAGAACACAUUCACGCAGCACAAAAGUACUUUCUGUUGGCACAGUCCUCCCCGUGGACCAGAAGCAGAGAUUCAGUCCUUGCACUGAGAGUCAGGGCUCCUGCCAACCUUUCAUUUUGCAGAUUGUAUGGAAUAACAAGAUUCUUGCAAGGUCUCAGGUAGUACAUGCUGGGUUCUGUAGUGCUCACUUAGAAAUCUAAUCAACAAGCCUAGCAAGUGUGGGUUAGGGUCAAAUAUGUCUGCUCCCAGUAAUGCACUCUGGACCCAAAGAUCCACCCCACCUCGUCCAGAUUGCACAGUCGCCUUCUUGAACCUCUGAACCCUUGGUUAUUUCCAGCCACUGUACAAUGCCUAGAGCUGUGAGUCUCUCCACUUGGAGAGAGCUAUCACAUUCAUCUCCCUUCAACAACGUAUCUCUGGACCCUGACUGUAUCGUCCCAGCACACUCACACGUUAUUACCUAAUGAGCUCAUUUUAUUGGUUACAGGCACCCAGACAGAUAUGGCUUGGGCUGAUCCUUGUCUGAAUUAUCUUUGAAUGAGGAAAGAGGAGGUGGUUUACAGCAAUGCAACUUCUGCUAUUCAUCACUUUGUUCUUAUUUGUCUUGAAUGGAAUUAUCGGUCUGGAGGGCUGGAAAGCCUACGUCACAGCAUCAGACACCAAGCACCGAGAGCAGAAGCUCUUCCAAACCGCCAAGUCAAACUGUUAGAAACCCUGACCUUAAAAUACAUUAUCGAAUUCAUAGUUCAAUCAUGUCUCAUGGGUCUUCAGACUGAGUAACAUCAAUUCACUUACAGCUUUUUAAAACGUCUUUCUUUCCAACUUUAUUGAGAAAUCUCACUUGUGGGGAAACCAGAAGACCCCAGGAGCACUGUGGAGACAUCUACAGCCGUGGUGAGCAUGUGAGACAUGUCCCCAUUUUGCUCAAAUCAUGCGUAUCAAUGAAACCCACACGAUAGGUCUGUAGCUUGUGUGUCUGUGCUGCCCACUGUAACCCUCAGCUCCACCUAGACAGUGAAGUCUCAUUCAUCAUUGUGGAAGCUUCCCUUCAGAAUGAGUGGGGCAGGGUGGUAGAGAAAGUCAGUCUGCUGGUGGUGAUGGAACUGAAUGUACUGUCCAUACACACUUGGUUUGGUGUGGCAUGGCCAAGGAAGGCAGGCUUUCAAAGUGAAAAGUAAUGGCAGAGGCAUCCCACCUUCUAGAAGCUUCCACCACGAGUGUAACAGGUGUGUUAGAACAUCCCCAACACUGAGGCCCCCUCAGGUCACACACACCCCCUGAAUGAGGACCUGCAGCAUAUAGGUUUGUUGUUGGCGGGUGAAAAUCCUGAAAACCCCAGAUAUAUCAGUACCACGGGCUAUAUCGAUCACGACAAGGACUGCAGUGGUUCAAGAAGGUAGCUCCCCAGCACGUCCUGGCAGAUACAUCAAAUCUGCCUUUCACAGCGAUACCAGUGUCUGAAGAGCAGCAAAUUAAGGCCACACAGCAGCUAAGUGAGCACUGGUGACACUGAACCCCCAGAUAUGGCCUCCAAUAUUAUUCCAAGCUAAGUCCUGCAUUGCAGUGUAUAACAGCGAAAUGCACCCUAGGUGUCCUAGCUCUCUCCAGUACAACCUCCCCUCUUACCAUGGAGGACGGGCAUGCAUGUUUCCGUGAGCCUGCUAUCGAUCAGAGUCUUUACCGUAAUCUCACUGUUAGACACCGAGCAAAAUUAAGGCAAUUUGUAAGGUUUAAAAUGUAACUUUUUUUCAAAAACAGUCAGUAGUUAGGGAAGUGUCAUGGAGAAGCAGAGAGAUGAUUGUUUUCUGACGUGUCAAGUGCUGUGAGGGACUGCUGCAGUAAGCUGAAGCCACUGUAUAUAAAGUGUAUACAUUAAGUAGAACCUGGUGCAGGUCACUCUUAACGAGGCCCAUAUGACAUUGUGGGCCUUAAAAUGUCUUCUGCCGCCAAGCUGACAUUCUCGUUCCAGUAAGUAUGAAUUGCUGAGCAACUCUUCUGCACUUUACUUGCUACAAGUCUAUCAAUAAAAACUAUUUUCAUAUCAUUCAAAGGCAACCUUUCGUUAUUUGCCAACUCGCAAGAGAUUCUGCAGAUGCUGGAAAUCUUGAGCAACAGACAAAAUGCUGGAGGAACUCGGUGGGUCAGGCAGCAUUUACAGACAGGAUCAAAACAAUCAGCCUUUUGUCCUGAUCAAGUCCUGGCGAACAGUUUCAACCCAAAAUGGUGAUGUUAUUUCCCUCCACAGAUGUUGCCAGACCCAGCGGUUUGUGUGUGUGUGACUUAUGCUGCCACCUCCCUGAACUGAAGAAUUAACCCCCACCAGGACGCGCCCUGGGACAGCAGUGGCUGUGCUCAGCUUCGCAGACGCGGUGGGGGGCAGAGGAAUGAGGCCUCGGGGUCCAGUCUCACACCCACCUUCCAGCCAUGGCUAACAAGAGAAAAUCUGCAGAUGCUGGAAAGCCAAGCAGCACACACAAAAUGCUGGAGGAACUCAGUGGGCCAGACAGCAUUUUGUGUGUUUUCCAGCUAUGGCUUCUGGCUGGGGUCAGUUACAAGGUUUGAACCUGCAGGGGGACUGGCCUGGUGUGGCUGGUUCACACACAGACGUGUCAUUCUCUCUGUUACAGAGAGCUCACCGGCAGUGUGCUGUCCUUCACUGUCGUGGCAUC
This is a messenger RNA of Mobula hypostoma (lesser devil ray), 5088 nucleotides long. RefSeq names its product chondroadherin (gene chad). Bases 262 to 1470 code for a protein of 402 amino acids. The transcript has 4 exons. Gene Ontology annotation, molecular function: protein binding. Lineage: Eukaryota; Metazoa; Chordata; Chondrichthyes; Myliobatiformes; Myliobatidae. The record is from RefSeq and is a predicted model, not a curated record.